This is a messenger RNA of Cottoperca gobio, 4436 nucleotides long. It is a transcript of the gene fam78bb, whose product is annotated as family with sequence similarity 78 member Bb. The coding region runs from base 1204 to 2103 and encodes 299 amino acids. The record is from RefSeq and is a predicted model, not a curated record. The transcript has 3 exons. Lineage: Eukaryota; Metazoa; Chordata; Actinopteri; Perciformes; Bovichtidae.
ACUAAGGUACCUUGUGAUGAGACUGUGAACGCUUUAUUUUGAAAGGGGUCAAACUGCCUCUUGCCACUAACCAAUCAAAUGUUUCUGUACAAUCAGAAACACCCCAUCUCUAUUUCUAUUUAAUUACAGAGGGUGUAUUAUAUAAUGUAUUAACACUAAUAGAUUAAGUGGUGUUUUAUAAGCACAACAUUCAAGCUAAAUAAUCACACAAAUCGUUCCUGACAUGCAGCAAAGACUACCUGUUGCUUCUUAUCUUGCAGCCCCAUUAAACAGAAUUACAGCCCAUCCAAUGGAGCUUAUCUGGUCCUCGUCUGCUUUGUGUUUAUGCGAUUAGAAAGCAUUAUUCCAAUAUGGAGGAAAGAGGUCGCAAAGCUACUACUGUGCAGACGCGGGCACUCCUACGCCUCCAGUCUCCCUCUGCCGUUCAUUGGUCCAUUCAGCAUCUUCAGCACCACGCAGGCUGAACAGCGACACACAACCGUGCAGCUUCCAUCAACUCAUUGUCUCUCUCGAUUUGAUCGGGAACAACCCGCCGGUGUCGUCUAACUCUGCAAGAGGAAGCUGUUUUUUCCCAUCACAGAUGCUCGGACUCCCAGGUUUUGUUUGUUUCACCGGGUUUCCCUCCCGUCGAGUCGACAGGCAUGACGGACAGUAACGCCGCCGCUCAGGUUAUAGGGAGCAGCAGCAUCUCAUGCACAGUGCCGCAUCAACAAGCCUCGCCGCCCGACCACCGGGUCCCCCUGCCGGCGCCCCGGUGUUCGCCGGUCCCCCGACGCCUGUUGUGACAUGACAGCUCGGGGAAGGAAGAAGAGGAUCAAAGGUUACUGGCAGGGGUUCAAGCAAGAGCGCAGACGGGUCGGAUCCUUGAGGAGAGGGCACACAGAAACAGACAGUGUGCACUGUUUGAGUGGAGAGGAUACAAUCAUACCUGUAUCGAAAAUUCACGUGAUACUUUAUUAAUCCCUGCAGGGUAUUUAUCUUGUGGCUUGCAUCCUCCAGAGAGGUCAGAGCACGAGUUUAGCCACGGAGCAGCGCCCCUGGAGCCGGUUGAUGUGCUCAUACAUCAGCAAGGCACAGGGGCAUUGAACCUGGGUCCACUGGACCCUGCUGUCCCCCAUCGUGUGAUCUCACUGAAGCCUUAUUGAGAUUCUGUUUCGGGCCUACAGUGUGGUAGCACCCACCUUUGCCUUACAGUUUCAUCUGAUGCACGGCCUCAUAGUGUUGAUACUGGUCGAGUCCCAGUCAGCAGUGCCGUUCCCCAGGCCUGGCAGGCUCACCUGGCUGCUCCUGACCCUCACCUUUACCUGCACAGCCAUGGGCUGCAUCCAGAGCAUCGCCUGUAAUAAGUCACGCAUCAAACGGGAGAACAUCGUGGUGUACGACCUGUCCGCCACCAUAGACCACUGCCCGACUGUCAUUGAGGAGAACUCGCCCAUAGUGCUUCGAUACAAGACGCCCUAUUUCAAAGCCUCGGCGCGGAUUGUGAUGCCCCCCAUUCCGCGCAAUGAGACAUGGGUGGUGGGCUGGAUCCAGGCGUGCACCCAGAUGGAAUUUUACAACACCUAUGGAGACGUCGGCAUGUCUAGCUGGGAGCUGCCUCAGCUACGAGAAGGCCUGGUGAGGGCCAUCAGCGACUCAGACGGUGUGAGCUACCCUUGGUAUGGAAACACAACAGAGACUGUCAGCAUAGUGGGCCCCACCUCCAAGCCAUCCCGCUUCAUCGUUAGCAUGAAUGACAAUUUUUACCCAAGCGUCACCUGGGCUGUGCCAGUCAGUGAAUCCAACACGCCCUUACUGACUAACAUCAAAAGAGACCAGAGCUUCACCACUUGGCUGGUGGCGCUCAACACCACGUCCAGAGAAAAGAUCCUGCUCCACACCAUCAAGUGGAGGAUGAGGGUCGAUAUCGCGGUGGAUCCGUGCCUGCCUCUGGGCUCCAGGGCCAGGCUGGUGGGCCGGGUGCACCAGGACCAACCGCGGGUGCUGACACGCAUGGAGCCCAUCCCUCCUAACGCCAUGGGGAGGCCCAACGCCAACGACGCCCAGGUUCUGAUGUGGAGGCCGAGGAGAGGCCCUCCGCUUGUUGUCAUACCACCCAAGUAGAGCGUGUAGAGCAUCUGAUUGGCUUGUUUGUUAUAUCAUAUCAUAGUGGGCCACUUCUACUGGCUAACAGGAUAAUCAGAUGAAAAGACAAAAUAAAAGACAAAAUGAAGAUCUAUAAGCAGGCUGAGACUUGUGUCAAUGGCACAAAUCAAAGUUGCAGUCUUUUGCGUGUAAAAUGUUGAGGGGACAACUGCCUUAAUUCCCCACCACUGCCUUUGACGAUCCAGAAAGUAUUUGGUCUCCACUUCUGGUGCUGUUGAGCUGUUGGGUAUCCAAGCCCUCACUCCAGCCCAGCACAACUGAGCAACGCUAACUUUGAAAAUCCGCCAUUAAUGCUGGGAUGUAACGCAAACCUGUACUGUAGCUACUCAGGCCCAGAGAGAAACACAGACCCUGUUUAAAAAAGGUUCUUCAGCCUUAAUGAUGGCAUAAUACUGUCCUGCUCUGUAAUGUACAGUAAAGUGCUGUGUAAGAGUGUGAGUAAGGGAAGGUGAUAGUGGUGAUGUGUCAUACAACACUGCUGCUGGGUGUAUUCAUUACGGACAGAGAUCACGAUAAUAUCAACUGAAAUGUUACUGGAUGAUGUGCUUUCAGAGAUGUGAGUGUGGGUGUGCAGGCAUGUGUGUUUGUGGUUGUGUGUUUUCUAUAAUGGAGAUCCAGGGUUGGGUCCGGGCUUGCUGCUUUGUCACACCAGACUGCCUCACUCACUCACAAACAAAAACACACACACACAGACAAGUAUAAUCGUCAACUAUUUUGAUUAAUUAGUAAUUUUUCAUGCAAAAAUAUCAGAAAAUGCUGUUUUCAGCCUAUUUUCUGACAUUUCAUACACACACACACACACACACACACACACACACACACACACACACACACACACACACACACGGGGCCUCAUUAGUGAUAAUGCUACGGGAUUUAAAAACAAACGAUUGUCAACAUACAUGCAUCCUCAGAGCUACUUUUCUUUUUACAUGUCACAGAAAAUGUAGAAAUCACAGCUUUUGGAUUUCAUGAUAUGCACAUGAUUUGUGCAUUGAGAAGAAUCUUAAAUGAAGCCCUGCAGCAGGAUAUUUUGUUUUUGAAUCACAAAUGGCCAGUUCAUCCAAGCUGCAGAGCUUCCCCCUCCCUGCCUUUUGAAAGCCAGUGAUGCCUGUGUUGAUGACAGCCUUCUACAGUAAAAACACAACAUUGUCUUUCCCAUGUCCCAGCUAAUCAGAUUUACAGGGUGAAGAAUCAAGGUUACUUUAUUUUACGAGUAAUAAAAUGAGUGGCUGCAAGAGGACAAACAGAGCUACUCCGUCUUUAUCCAGUUAGUAUAUCUUGUUUAAGAGCAAAGAUUGUAGUAAACUGUAUUUACACUAGAAGACUUAAAGUAUCGGUUCACCUAAAUUACAAAGGAUCCAUAGAGAUUUCAUUCGUCCAAGUUUUUAAAUAUCUGUCAGUGAGAUUUGUGCCUCCUAACCAAAGCAAUUAAGGUGAAUGAAGUGAUCACAGCUUUGAAAACAAGAUUAAAAGUCUACAGCCAUGCUAGCAGCUCUGUGUAGUUAAAUGCUAACAUGCUCACAAUGACAAAGGCUAACGUUUAGCUUAGCGUGUUAGCUAGAAACAAUAGCUAAUUAGCACCAAGUACAGCUGAGUGUAAUGGGAAUCUGCCUUUUUGCAGGCACUUGGUGUUAAACUAAAGUUUAAAACAAAUAAAAAUUUGUUGACAGUCACUGUGACCCAUUAAAUUGGGGGGCAGGUACCGUUAGCAAAACGCAAAAUAGCUAACGCUAUCACUAGCUAACGCUAUCACUAGCUAACGCUAUCACUAGCUAACGCUAUCACUAGCUAGAUUAGCAUGGUGCAUUCAUGAUUCACAUUAACUGUGAUAUUGAGAUGUUAACAUUGGCAAGUGAAAAAUGGGCUUGUUUUUAAUGUAACUUACUUACCAGAAAAAAUAAAGAAAUUAUGACCAAUAUUUGCAUGAAAAAUCCACAAACACGGCCGAGAGGUCAAGUUCAAUGCUUUGAGUUAGCUGACGGCUAGCAGCUAGUGGCUGAUGGCACCACGACCAAAAGUGUUUUUAGAGGAAAUGCAGUUUUUGUCUCUUCCACAUUGGCUUUAUUUAUAGGAAGUAUUUCUUCAGUGGAAAGUAUUGUUGAUUUGUCAAAGCUUUGGACACACGUGGCAUCCCAUUCACUUCCAUAUAUUGGGUGGAGGCAGAAAUCUCAGUGACAAGACAUCUGAAAACCUUCAAAAAUAAAAAACAGAAGGUUUCUACAUGGCUAGAUAAUGACAGAAGUAAGACAUUUAUUGUUUUUUGUAAAUUGGGUGAAGUGACCCUUUAU